Molecule: messenger RNA, 5784 nt
Organism: Lodderomyces parapsilosis
Lineage: Eukaryota; Fungi; Ascomycota; Pichiomycetes; Serinales; Debaryomycetaceae
Product: putative RNA helicase
Exons: 1
Coding region: 1-5784 (1927 amino acids)
Molecular function (GO): ATP hydrolysis activity; ATP binding; nucleic acid binding
Source: RefSeq, a predicted model, not a curated record
AUGUCUGGGUAUACAGUAUCAUCUACAAAAUCAUAUAUGCUGGCCAUGCAACCCAUGGUUGACUCGCUUCAACAACGAAUGUUGUCCCAGCAACCACAGAAGGUACCAGCUAUGGACAAUGAGUACGGCAAAUACACACCAAUCGAAACAAUUCUAUCUAGAUUUGAAGGAAUCUCUACCAAAUCUUUCAAACGUAUGAUAGAGGGAUCUCUGUCUAAUGAUACCCAGAUUUUGAAGCAGAUUCAAGAUGAGUGUGGAAGAAUAAGUUUAGAAAGGGGUCAAGAUGAAUUGGAAACAUUCACCCUUAUCCAGUCCUUGGUUGCCGACUCAUCUAGUGACGAACAACUUCAAUCUUCACUUUUUGAUAUUUUAGGUUUUGACGAAUUUAACUUGAUUUCAAAGAUAGUCCAAAAUAAGCGAGCUUUUGCAGAGGCACGCAAAAGUGGCUUACUCUCUGCCCAGGAUAGAGCACAAUUGUUAAUUGAGAAUCAAAAACGGAACGCCAAUCAGCAAAUUUUACCAAAAUCGGAGUUUCAAAAGUAUCCCCACGUAUAUAAAAAUCAAGAUACUGUGAAUAUUGCAGCCAUCACUGGAGGAAAAUUUGCCCUUCCAAAGGGAACAACGAGAAUGUCAUAUCCCUUGAACGAAGAGCUAAUUAUACCGUACCCCGAAGAACUGCCGAACAAAUGGAUUUCUGAAAAACAACUUGUAAAAGUCAAAGAUUUAGAUUUUCUAUGCCAAGGAACUUUUAAAAACUACAAGUCGUUAAACAAGGUUCAAAGUUUGGUGUACCCUGUGGCAUACAACAGUAAUGAGAACAUGCUUAUUUGUGCGCCUACUGGUGCCGGUAAAACGGAUGUCGCUUUGUUAACAAUCCUACACACGAUUGGACAAUUUGUUACUGAGACCGUGGGCAACGACAACGAAGUCACAGUUGACAUUGACUACGAUGAGUUUAAGAUUGUAUAUGUUGCACCAUUGAAAGCUUUAGCGGCAGAAAUUGUUGAAAAAUAUUCGAAGAAGCUUCAAUGGCUAGGUAUUAAAGUACGAGAAUUGACAGGUGAUAUGCAAUUAACGAGACAAGAAAUAAUAGCAACCCAGAUCAUUGUAACUACCCCAGAAAAAUGGGAUGUUGUUACAAGAAAACUGACGGGUGAUAGUGAGUUGGUGUCAAAGGUUAAACUACUAAUCAUUGAUGAGGUACACCUUUUACACGAAGAUCGUGGUUCAGUUAUAGAGACAUUAGUUGCACGUACCUUGAGACAAGUUGAAAGCACACAACUGAUGAUUAGAGUUGUUGGAUUGUCCGCCACCUUGCCCAACUAUAUGGAUGUUGCCGACUUUCUUGGAGUAAAUAGAAAUGUGGGGAUGUUUUACUUUGAUCAGUCAUUUAGACCAAUCCCUUUACAACAGCAAGUGUUGGGUGUUCGCGGUAAAGCAGGUUCCAAAACUGCAAGAGAAAACUUGGAUAAGAUUUCGUAUGAAAAACUUUCAGAGUAUGUCAGCCAAGGAUUACAAGUUAUGGUGUUUGUGCACUCACGAAAGGAAACUGUCAAUACUGCGAGAACGUUUAUCUCAAUGGCACAGGAUCGUAACGAAUUGGGUAUGUUUGACUGUACUGAAAGUGAAUAUUACGAAAAGUAUAAACGGGAGGCGUCACAAAAGAAUAGAAGUAAAGAGUUGAGGGAGCUAUUCCCACAUGGGUUUGGAACUCAUAAUGCGGGUAUGCUUCGUAGUGAUCGAAAUUUGACAGAACGCAUGUUUGAAAAUGGUGCUAUAAAGGUACUAUGUUGUACCUCGACUUUGGCCUGGGGUGUAAAUUUGCCAGCCGCUGUUGUCAUCAUCAAGGGCACGCAAGUUUACAAUCCAAAAGAAGGUGGAUUCACCGAUUUGGGUAUUUCCGAUGUUAUUCAAAUUUUUGGACGUGCUGGUAGGCCCCAGUACGAAAAUUUUGGAACUGGUAUUUUGUGCACCACCAGUGACAAACUUGAUCAUUAUGUUGCAUUGUUGACUCAGCAACAUCCAAUUGAAUCAAAAUUGAAGGAAAAAUUGAUUGAUAAUUUGAAUGCUGAGAUUUCGUUGGGCACGGUGACUAAUGUUGAUGAGGGUGUACAAUGGCUUGGUUACACUUAUAUGAUCACCAGAAUGAAAAAAAAUCCAUUCGCCUAUGGAAUGUCAUGGCAGGAAAUUCAAGAUGAUCCGCUUCUAAUAAACAAAAGACGAGAAUUGAUUGUGUCGAGUGCAAAAAGACUUCAUGGGUUACAAAUGAUUGUGUAUGAUGAUGAAACUGGAUCUUUUAUGCCAAAAGAUUUAGGAAGAAUAGCUUCAGACUUUUACUUGCUUAGUAAUUCAGUGGAAAUUUUCAACCAAAUGGUGAAUCCUUUGGCAACAGAAGCAGAUAUAUUGUCCAUGAUAAGUAUGAGUAGCGAAUUUGACAGUAUCAAGUUUCGAGAAGAAGAAGCUAAAGAAUUGAAACAAUUAAUGGAGGAUGACUCGCCUUGUCAAAUUGGAGCCAAUGUGGAUACCCCGCAAGGCAAGACAAAUAUCCUACUUCAAGCAUUCAUUUCGCAAGCAAAUAUAAGAGAAUCAGCAUUGAUUUCUGACUCCAAUUAUGUUGCUCAAAACUCAGCAAGAAUAUGUCGUUCUUUGUUCUUGAUUGCCAUGAAUAGAAGGUGGAGUAAAUUGAUGAAUAUAAUGUUGUCCUUGUGCAAGUCCAUUGAUCGACGUAUAUGGUCGUUUGAGCAUCCGAUGAUGCAGUUUGACUUACCUGAACCGGUUUUGAGAAAUAUCCGAUCAAAGAAUCCAUCCAUGGAAAUGCUUCGAGAUAUGGAGCCAGCUGAAUUGGGUGAUAUGGUGCAUAAUAGACUGAUGGGAAAUACAUUGUACAAGCUUGUGGGCAAGUUUCCUUAUAUUGAGCUUGAUUCGGAAAUUUUUCCCAUCACAACAAAUGUCAUGAGGAUUCAUAUUGUACUUCAACCGGAUUUCGUAUGGGAUGAUAAGAUUCAUGGGCAAGCACAGUACUUUUGGCUAAGUGUUGAAGAGUCAGAUAGUUUCAAUGUUCUUCAUGUGGAAAAAUUCAUUUUGCACAAAAGGCAGUUGAAUAAUCCUCAUGAAAUGGACUUUAUGAUUCCGUUGUCGGAUCCGUUACCCCCACAAGUUAUUAUCAGAAUCGUAUCCGAUUCAUGGAUUGGUUCUGAGACAAUCCAUCCAGUCUCAUUCCAGCAUUUGAUCAGACCUCAAAAUGAAACGAUGAAGACUGAACUUUUACGAUUACAACCUUUGCCAGUUACUGCAUUAAAGAAUCCAGAAAUUGAAAAGAUUUACUCUCCCAAAUUCAAAUAUUUCAAUCCAAUGCAAACAAUGGUUUUUCAUACCUUGUACAAUACGAACGAAAGUGCUUUUGUGGGUUCACCUACGGGGUCGGGAAAGACAUUAGUGGCAGAAUUGGCCAUUUGGCACGCAUUCAAUGAAUUUCCUUCUUCCAAGGUGGUUUACAUCGCUCCCAUGAAGGCUUUGGUUCGUGAAAGAGUUGAUGAUUGGAGAGCAAGAAUUUCAAAGAAUAGUACACAUAAAUUGGUAGAAUUGACUGGUGAUUCUUUACCUAGUGUCGAUGAAGUCAAGGAAGCAGACAUAAUUAUAACAACGCCGGAAAAAUUCGAUGGUAUUUCACGUAAUUGGCAAACAAGAACGUUUGUUCAAAAAGUGUCGCUCGUCAUUAUGGAUGAAAUACAUCUUUUAGCAAGUGAUCGUGGUCCUAUUUUGGAAAUGAUUGUAAGUCGUGUCAAUUAUAUCUCAUCUCAAACCAAGCAGCCAAUUAGGCUACUUGGAAUGUCAACUGCGGUCUCAAACGCUUUUGAUAUGGCUGGUUGGUUAGGUGUCAGAAAUGGACUUUUCAAUUUCCCACAAUCGGUGCGUCCAGUUCCGCUACAAAUGUAUAUUGAUGGUUUCCCCGAUAAUUUGGCGUUUUGUCCCUUAAUGAAGACGAUGAAUAAGCCAGCAUUUUUAGCAAUUAAGCAGCACUCUCCUGAGAAACCCGUAUUGAUCUUUGUUGCAUCUCGUCGUCAAACAAGAUUGACCGCAUUGGAUUUGAUUCACCUAUGUGGGAUGGAAUCUAACCCUAGAAGGUUCUUGAACAUGUCAGAUUUCGAAUUGGAAGAUGUAUUGGAGAAAGUCAAAGAUGAAACUUUGAAACUUUCAUUACAAUUUGGAAUGGGGUUGCAUCAUGCUGGUUUAGUUGAAUCUGAUCGUCAAAUUUCACACAAAUUGUUUGAAUCGGGAAAGAUCCAAAUUUUGAUUGCCACUUCUACUUUGGCAUGGGGUGUCAAUUUACCAGCGCAUCUUGUCAUUGUCAAGGGUACUCAAUUCUUUGAUGCCAAAAUCGAAGGAUAUAGAGAUAUGGACUUGACGGAUAUUCUCCAAAUGAUGGGACGUGCAGGAAGACCGGCUUUUGACACAAGUGGUACUGCCAUAGUAUACACCAAGGAAUCGAAAAAGAUAUUCUACAAACAUUUUUUGAAUUUGGGAUUCCCCGUUGAAUCAUCGUUACAUAAAGUGUUGGAUAACCAUAUUGGUGCCGAGAUUUCUGCAGGGACAAUAAAAACAAGGCAAGAAGCAAUGGAUUUCUUGACCUGGACUUUUCUAUACAGAAGAGCUCAUAACAAUCCUACAUAUUAUGGGAUUGAGGAUGUUUCGCAGUACGGUAUUUCACAGUAUUUGGCAGGUCUUAUUGACAAAAGCAUUGACAGUUUGGUGAAAUCCAAGUGUGUUUACACCGGUGGCACUGAGGAUUUACACCCAACCUCAUUUUUGCAUAUUUCGUCGUAUUAUUAUCUUUCCCAUUUGACAAUGCGUAACUUUGUCAACAAGAUCAAACCAGAAUUUAGUUUUAGAGAUGCUUUGAAGUUGUUGUGUGAAGCUACUGAAUAUGAUGAAUUGGCAACACGACAUGGUGAAGAAUUGAUCAAUAUGGAGCUAUCGCUUGCCAUGAGAUACCCUGCUGAAGAUCUUGAACGUGAAUUUAUUUGGGACCCUCAUGUCAAGGCAUAUUUGUUGUUGCAGGCGUUCAUGAGUAGGGAUGAGUUGCCAAUUGCUGAUUAUAGUCAGGAUACUGUGUCAAUAUUGGACCAGGCAUUGCGUAUAUUGCAAGCUUAUAUCGACGCAGCUGCUGAAAUGGGAUUCUUGAAAGCUGUAUUGACAUUUGUUCAAUUGAUGCAGUGUAUAAAACAGAGAUGCUGGUACGAUGAUGAUCCAGUGAGUACAUUGCCUGGAUUGAGUCUUACCGUAAAAGACCCUGAAGUAGAGAACGGUGUCACUUUGAAGAAACUUGGGUCAAUGAACAAAGGUCACUUGUUCCAAACCGCAGAGAAGCUUGGUGUUUGUAAAGAAAAGACGGAUGCGAGAACAUUAGCAGCUACAAAUGAAGAAGCCAGAAAACAAUUUGUCAAUGUGGCAUCGCAUUUACCAACAGGAGAUCUUCAGUUCAAGCAAACUGAGCCAGCACUUGCUCGAGUGAUGUUAGUUCAUAACAAUCACCCACUUACUGAUCAAUUCAAAGUCUAUUGUCCCUAUUUCCCCAAACCACAAAGAGAAUCUUGGUUUGUCAUUAUUCACGAUGAUAAGGAAUUGCUUUUGUUGAAGAGAGCUUCUCCAAGACUUAAACUGAAAAAGGGGGUGGUUUCUUGUGAAGUGGAAAUACCAGACGACUUGUUUGGCAAGAGUGUGACUAUAUCCUGUGUGAAUGAUGCAAUGGAUAUCGAAUACGAUAUAAAGACGGUCCUUUUAUAG